Messenger RNA from Hydatigera taeniaeformis, 381 nucleotides. NCBI's taxonomy places the organism in Eukaryota, Metazoa, Platyhelminthes, Cestoda, Cyclophyllidea, Taeniidae. The record is from the annotation of a GenBank genome assembly.
AUGCGAAACAUUCACCUUCAGGAUGUUAAUGCAGAUGUGGUAAAUUGCAUCACUAGUGCUUAUCGUUCUAAGGAAUUUCUUAUUUAUGAUUACCCCGGAAGCCCUAUAUACCAUGACCUCUUUGACAAGUUUGUCGACGCCAUUGACGCAUUUGUGCUAAUGUUCGAUGUUUCGGAUCGAACGAGUUUUGAGGCGUGCCCUCUGUGGGCUCAAAAAGUAAAGGAGGUGGCUAAGGGCGUCAGCGUCCCAGGCAUUCUUAUUGGUAACAAAACCGAUUUAAUCUUCCGACGUGACAUAACUGAGGCUGAAGCCAAGCGGUUUGCCGAAGAGGCUGGGAUCAAGUACUACGAGUUGUCGAUUGUGAGCCAUGCAGCGUAUUAA